AUGAGCAUGGAAACCAAGACAGACCAUGAGCGAACGGACACGAUCGACCCACUUGCCCAACCCAACAUCAAGACAGAGCUCGGAAAUGGGCUCGAGAACAUCGAUCCUAAUGCCCCAGUGCGGGAUCCCAGAUCCUACAGCUCGGGAGUAAAGUGGUUCUUAACCUUCAUCGUUGCCGCUGGUGGUCUAGUCGUUCCGUUGAGUAGCGGCGUCUUGUUCCCCUGCUUGCUUGAAAUUGCCGCCGACCUAGAUACAACCGAAUCCGUUGUCAACCUGUCUAUUGCCUUCGGUUCGCUGGCCGUCGCCAUCACACCCCUGUGGUGGUCCUACUUCGCCGAACUCUACGGUCGUCGUCUCGUCUAUCUGUUAUCUUUCUUCUUCGUCGGUAUUUUCUGUAUCCUAGCAGCCAUCAGCCCCAAUAUCGGUAUGUUCAUCGCCAUGCGCCUUCUUGGCAGCGCCUCAAGCGCUUCCCUACAAUCCGUUAGCGCAGGCACAAUCUCCGACAUGUUUGAGACGCACGAGCGCGGAAAGGCCAUGGGCGCCUUCAUGCUAGGACCCAUGCUAGGCCCCAUGUUUGCCCCUAUCAUCGGCGGAGCGCUCACGAUGCGGUGGGGAUGGCGCAGCACACAAUGGUUCAUGGUAAUUUACGGCUGGACGGUGUUCAUGGUGAUGGUCUUCUUUUUACCAGAGACAGCGACAAAUCUGGCAGAGACUCAGCGCGAGCACCGCGCUAACGCUAGCAGCCCUGUCAAGAAAGCCGCCCACUUUCUCCUCAAGCCCAUAGAGGCUGCCAAGCUCCUCCAGUACCCGCCUAUCCUAAUUACGGUCUACUAUACAGCGAUUGUGUUUGCGACUUAUUACCUUAUUUGCGUCUCAAUCGAGGAUACCUUCGCUGUGGCCCCCUACUACUGGAGUCCCGUGACCGUCGGGGUCGCCUACAUUCCCGGAGGGCUGGGGUUGUUGUUCGGGGCAAUCAUCGGUGGUCGCUGGCAGGAUGCAAUCAUGGCACGCACGGCGCGCAAGGAGGGCCGAUAUGACGAUGCAGGAGAGCUGAUACUGCAUCCCGUAGACCGGUUGGGGGAUAAUUGCCUGAUGGCGGGCAUUCUCUUCCCUGGUGCGCUUUUGUGGUGGGGAUGGUCAGCCGAGAAGCAGAUCUUCUGGCUGGUGCCGCUGAUCGGAAAUUUCUUCUAUGGCUUCAGUGGAAUGAUUCUCACCAACGUGACCAUGACCAUGCUGACCGAGUUCACCCCUAAGAAAUCGACCGUUGGUGUGGCGGUGAACAACCUGUUGCGGAACAGCCUGUCGUGUGUCAGUGCUGUCAUCGCUCAACCGCUAUUUGAUGCCAUUGGGACUGGAUGGUCGUUCACGGCUGCCUGUCUCUUCUGUCUGCUAAGUGGCAUUCCGUUGAUCCUUCUGCGGAUGAAGCGGGAGGAAUGGAGCCGGAAGAUGAAGGCUACGCUAGGGAGUGAAUAG
Messenger RNA from Aspergillus niger, 1473 nucleotides. RefSeq lists its product as uncharacterized. NCBI's taxonomy places the organism in Eukaryota, Fungi, Ascomycota, Eurotiomycetes, Eurotiales, Aspergillaceae. Bases 1 to 1473 code for a protein of 490 amino acids. The transcript has 4 exons. The record is from RefSeq and is a predicted model, not a curated record. Gene Ontology annotation, molecular function: polyamine transmembrane transporter activity. Gene Ontology annotation, biological process: transmembrane transport; intracellular polyamine homeostasis.